CAUAUAUUUGAAUGUUGAUUUCGGCGACAACUAUGAACUGAAGCUUCAGCUGUGCAGGUAGGAGUUAAAUGUGCUAUUUUCGGUGUCCUCUAAUUUGAGAAAGAGAGCUGAUAUCCCGUUCAGGUACUCAUUCCUCUCAAUUUGACUCGAUUACUUUCUGUUUCUUUGCCUGGGAAUAGAAAAUUUGGCUACCUAUGAAUGAGGUCAUUGUACUCGGUAGUCGGGACAUCGUUUCGAGCUUUGUCCAAUCUUUUGUUAACCCAUUCUCUAGCCAUCAAAUUGGGUACCAUAGCAGACGUUUACACUUGCAACAAUAUCCUAAAUGGGUAUUGGAAAUGCAAAGAGUUCCGAUCUGCAGACGUACUGUUCGACGAAAUGCCGCUGAGAGACUCUGUAUCUUGGAAUACGAUGAUCGGGGGUUAUAUUAACUCUGGAAACUUGGAGAAUUCAUGGGAAGUUCUUAAAUGCAUGAGAAGAUGUGGUUUGGAUCAAGAUGAGUACACGUUUGGAAGCAUGCUGAAGGGCAUUGCUUGUGCUGGUAUGCUUGAUUUGGGUCAGCAAAUACAUUCUAUGAUCAUUAAGAUGGGUUUUGCUGGAAAUGUAUAUGCAGGGAGUGCUCUUCUGGAUAUGUAUGCGAAAUGUGAGAGACUUGAGGAUGCAUAUUUGACAUUCCUAAAUAUAUCUAAACAGAACACUGUUUCGUGGAAUGCAAUGAUUGCUGGAUAUGCGCAAAUGGGCGAUCGUGAGACUGCGUUUUCGUUGUUAGAUUGUAUGGAGCAAGAAGGUGAGAAGGUUAAUGAUGGCUCAUUUGCUCCUCUUUUGCCUUUACUAGAUGAUGCUGAGUUUUGUAGAUUAACAAGGCAAGUUCAUGGAAAAGUCAUAAAACAUGGAUUGGAAUCUGCUAAUACAAUGUGUAAUGCUUUGAUCACUUCUUAUUCAGAAUGUGGAUCCCUUGUUGAUGCCAAAAGGGUUUUCAAUUGUUCGGCUGGCGUUCGAGAUUUGGUGUCGUGGAACUCCCUGUUGGGUGCUUUUUUGGUGCAUAAUCAGGAAGAUCUUGCUUUUAAACUCUUCAUUGAUAUGCAAGAACAUGGUUUUGAACCAGAUUUGUACUCUUACACAAGCAUUAUCAGUGCUUGUUUCAACAAAGAGCUUAGCAAUAAUGGGAAAUCCCUGCAUGGGAUGGUCAUUAAAAGAGGAUUAGAAGAAUCGGUGCCAAUUUCAAAUGCAUUGAUAUCUAUGUAUCUUAAAUCAGACAGUGGUUCAAUGAAGGAAGCUUUAUGUAUAUUUGAAUCCUUGGAGAUUAAGGAUCGUGUGUCGUGGAACUCGAUCUUGACGGGAUUAUCACAAAUGGGGUCGAGCGAAGAUGCCGUGAAGUCGUUUCUGCAUAUGAGAUCUUUAGCAAUGGAUAUUGAUCAGUAUUCGUUUUCUGCUGUGCUCAAAUCAUGCUCAGAUUUGGCUACCUUUCAAUUGGGACAACAAUUUCAUGUCUUGGCUCUUAAAUAUGGUAUGGAUUCCAAUGAGUUUGUUUCAAGUUCAUUAAUCUUCAUGUAUUCGAAGUGUGGGAUUAUGGAAGAUGCUAAAAGAUCAUUUGAAGGAGCUUCAAAAAGCUCUUCAAUCACUUGGAAUGCACUCAUGUUUGGCUAUGCACAACAUGGGCAAUGCCAUGUUGCAUUAGACCUCUUCUCUCUAAUGGAAGAGAAGAAGGUGAAAAUGGAUCACAUAACGUUCGUUGCAGUUCUGACCGCUUGUAGCCAUAUCGGUUUAGUCGAACGGGGCUGCGAAUUCUUACGAUGUAUGGAAUCUGUUUACGGCGUUCCUCCACGAAUGGAGCAUUAUGCUUGUGCAGUUGAUCUAUAUGGGCGUUCUGGGCGUCUUGAUGAAGCCAAGGCCUUGAUUGAGGAAAUGCCAUUCAAACCGAACGCGAUGGUGUGGAAGACAUUCUUGGGGGCAUGUCGUUCUUGUGGGAACGUUGAGUUAGCUUGUCAGGUUGCAAGGCAUCUGCUAGAGAUGGAGCCUGAAGAGCAUUGCACUUAUGUUCUUCUCUCAAACAUGUAUGGAGAUCUAAUGAGAUGGGAGGAGAAGGCUAAAGUGAAGAGGUUAAUGAAGGAAAGAGGAGUUAAGAAAACGCCUGGUUGGAGUUGGAUUGAAGUUAAGAACAAGGUUCAUGCUUUCAUUGCUGAAGAUCAUUCUCAUCCCAGUUGCCAACAGAUAUACGUUUUGCUGGAAGUUCUUAUGGAGGAAAUCACAAGAAUUGAAGCUACUGCUGAUGGUUUUGAGAGUUUUUUGGAGCAGGAAGACCUAAGUUAUGCAUAUGCAUAACGUGUGUUUGCUCAAACCGAUCAAAUUGAUUAGAUUUGUUAGCACUUGCUCGAUUCACGAUUUCAAUCUCAUUUCGUAACUAUUUGGUAUUUA
Messenger RNA from Cucurbita pepo subsp. pepo (vegetable marrow), 2412 nucleotides. RefSeq names its product Pentatricopeptide repeat (PPR) superfamily protein. Gene Ontology annotation, biological process: RNA modification. Gene Ontology annotation, cellular component: mitochondrion. Gene Ontology annotation, molecular function: RNA binding; protein binding. The record is from RefSeq and is a predicted model, not a curated record. Lineage: Eukaryota; Viridiplantae; Streptophyta; Magnoliopsida; Cucurbitales; Cucurbitaceae.